This is a messenger RNA of Pygocentrus nattereri (red-bellied piranha), 1764 nucleotides long. It is a transcript of the gene il21r.2, whose product is annotated as interleukin 21 receptor, tandem duplicate 2. Gene Ontology annotation, molecular function: cytokine receptor activity; protein binding. The record is from RefSeq and is a predicted model, not a curated record. The transcript has 9 exons. Gene Ontology annotation, cellular component: external side of plasma membrane. Bases 131 to 1636 code for a protein of 501 amino acids. Lineage: Eukaryota; Metazoa; Chordata; Actinopteri; Characiformes; Serrasalmidae. Gene Ontology annotation, biological process: immunoglobulin mediated immune response; cytokine-mediated signaling pathway.
AUAAACUCAGACUCGAUUAUCACAUGCUUAGCUCUCAUUCAUCUGCCAAAGCUUUACCACAGGAGAUUCACACUGGAGAGUGGAGUCUUCCUACUCAGCCUAGAGGUUAAGUGUAAGAAAAUGUGAGAAGAUGCUACAAUUGGAAAUUCUCUGUACAGUUCUGAGCCUUACGCUGUUUUCCAAAGCCAGAUCACAAGCUCAGGAGAAUGCGCUCACCUGUGUGACGAAUUACUGGCUCACCAUCGAUUGCUUUUUAAAACCCUCAGCCAUUCCCAACACAAGUGAAACGACGUCAUACUGGCUGGAAUUUGUUUUACAGCACAGGCCAUUGGUCUAUAACUGUUCACUUACACUAAGAGAGGAUGGUUACAGCUGCACGUUCAAAGCAGACAAUAUUCCAUUUUAUAAUUCAUUUGCCAAUUUCCAUCAUUUUGUUAUAUCGCUUUGUUAUUUGGAGAAUGGCCUGAAGUCCAAAAAUUUGGAUUCCAAAUAUUAUCCAUCAAAACACAUCAAACCACUGACACCAAAUAAUUUAACAGUGAGUAAAGCAGACGGAUACUAUAUCUUUAAGUGGACGAGUGGAUAUGAGCAACACCAAUAUGAUGCUUUGGUCUUUAAAUACAAAUUAUCAUACCACAAAGAGGGAUAUCCUGGCAGCGCUUUAACUGUGAAUGUAAAAAGAACAGAGUUCAAUAUUUCAGAAGCAGAAUUCGAAGCAGGUACUCUGUACACUGCUAAGGUAUGCAGUAAAAUCCGGACUGAGAAUGACUACAAUGGAACAAACAGUAACUGGAGCUCUGCCGUCAAAUGGACCACCUCACACGAUGCAGUCGGACAUACUCCUCCAUCUUUAGUCCCAGAGCACAAUCCAGCCUUGCUUCCAUCUACAGUCGUGAUGGUUAUUCUGAUUUGUUUGGCAGUGGCAGUGACCUUUCUGCUGUUAUACCCUGUUGCAAGAAUGAAGAUCAAAGAUAUAAUUUGGGUGGCAACGCCAUCUCCCAACUUCCAAUCACUUUUGCAAAAUCAUCAGGGCAAUAUCAAGGACUGGGUGCCCAAAAGUCAAGUGCAACAAAUCUACAGUGAGGAAAUUUCCACAAUUGAUGCGAUAACAGAGAUCACAGCUGUAGAGCGGGAUCAAGAAAAGAUCUCCAGCGUGCAUUACACACCCCUGUAUCAGACCCCUUACGUCGGCCCCUCAACAGAAGUCUGGGCCCCCUUGCACAAAUCUGACACACUCAGUGUUGCUAGCAUAUCACAUCUAGAUUUCCUACCCGACGAGUCCGCAGUUGAAGAGCCCAUGUUUUGUUUGACCAUGUUUGAACCAAUUGCUGUCGAGGGUUUUUUAUGUAUGGAUGACCUGGAGCUCGGUCAUGAGGAACUGGAGCCCUUAGAAACGUUGACCGUCACCCCAAAACCUGCAUGUUUUAUUCAAAAUGGUUUUACUCAGAAUUAUUGCACCUUGACUAACACCCCCAUUGGUCUUAUUCCCACAUUCACCACGGGGCCUUUUAAUCCUGAACUGAUGCCAGCUGGUAAUGCUUCAAAAGAGCCGUUAAAUGAGCAGACAGAAGAGAAUACAUCAGAACCACCGGUUACAGUGACUCUUGACAGUUUACAACUGUCUAUGGAAGAUUGAGCAUAUUGCUGCUGUCGGAAGAAAACCUUGUAUCUCCAUUUCUGUCGUUUUCCAGUUUUUGACAUAAUUUGAAAAUACCUGUUGUUCUUUACAUUGUCUGUCAGUUUCGUGAUGAACGGACCAAAAGA